Messenger RNA from Pseudocercospora fijiensis CIRAD86, 3540 nucleotides. RefSeq lists its product as uncharacterized. The transcript has 25 exons. NCBI's taxonomy places the organism in Eukaryota, Fungi, Ascomycota, Dothideomycetes, Mycosphaerellales, Mycosphaerellaceae. The record is from RefSeq and is a predicted model, not a curated record. Bases 1 to 3540 code for a protein of 1179 amino acids.
AUGCGCUGUAUGGUAGCAGUCUUGCGAGGCUUCGCGAUUUUCUGUCAGCCACACUACGUCUCGGGACUUGAAUGCCCGCGCACCGUCGCACAUUGGCGUGGGAAGGACCGCAAAUGGCGAGAAGAAGCUCUGCUUGCGCCGGUAGGAUCAUGGCAGCAUGCUGCACUGACUGGUUUGAUCUCGUCUGACGACGUCGGCUUCGGCGUACUCUUCAACAGUGGAGGUGGUGGGAGGAGUUCUUCGUUCGCCAUUGUAGGUGUUACACCAGAUCGAUCUUCAUUCCGUAGUCACUGGGAGUUCCAUUGGAAAAAGGCUCGCACUUGGCUUGGUAAUUUUAUCGUCGGUCUAUGGUUGAUAGUCGGACGCCAAUCAAUAAUGGAGUCGGAGAGUCGUCUGCUAUCCAAUGCAGGAUUUGAUGUCCUGCUUGAUCUUUCGCUUUCCCCAUACGCUGCCCCGGACACUUCAUCGCGUCCUUUGAACCUCGGCGGCAUUCAGACUGACCGCGGUCAUCCAUCUCACCAGUCAUGGACUAGCAGCGGAACAGGUGCAUUCCGCAACCUUGGCCUCGACAGAGAUCUCGGUCGCAUGUCGUCCAAGAACAACAGCAGCAGAGGAACACCAAAGUACGAAGAGGAGAAACAGCAAAAUGAAGGAGAGCAAGCGGGGGAGGGAGAGAGGAAAGUUGGGGAGAGAGAAGCGGAAUCAGCGCAAAUGGAGAACGGCGAGGGCGAGAAUGACAGGAGUACUAUCACUCAUCCAUCCUUCUCGAACCUGUGCUCGUCCAUUGCCAUGCUCCCUUCCAUUGGUGUCCAAGUGGUAGUACUUGCAACAAGCCACGCUGAUGCAACAGGUGACAUCCGAUCCGCGAUGGUUUGUGCAACCCCGAGGGUACUCACUGCACCCCAAAUCAACGCCGACAGGAAGCUCGUAGGGUUUCAUUGUCAAAGCGACCAUAAUGUUGGUGUUCCUCCUGGUACUCCAUCCUGCAGCGCCGCCAUUACCAUCUCCACCUCGGCUAUUGCUACCGGCGGAAGCUUCGUGGCUCGGUUCGAAAAGGAUAAGGAAAAGGGCUGGGAGUCGCCGUACGGCAAGGAAUCUGCAGCCAUGACAGUCGACAUGUUCUCGAAGGCAGCAGCAACGGAGUGCGAUCGCAAGGCAUGUCGGAUGGAUGUGCGGCGCGGGCCGCGUAUAAGCAGCGCUGCGUAUAAGCGGCGUGGGCUGCGUAUAAGCGGCGCUGCAUAUAAGCGGCGUAGGCUGCAAAUAAGCGGCGGACUGCAGUACUUGGACGCGUAUGUUGCAGCGGUUCAGGGUAAUGCGCGGCAGGGAGUUCUCGAUCAGCACGGCGCAGGCAGGGAAGCGAGCGCAAAGGAACGCGCAACGGGCGCAAGAUGCAGGCUUCUCGCAGAGGACAUUGCGCGCUGGGUGGAAAUCAUAGAAGAGACGGAUUGCGGCCCGCCCGAAAUCCAAAUCCGAGAAAAAACAUCACUCUCGGUGUCUGUACUCGCCACUCAUCAUGCUCGCCUCUCGGAUUGUCUGCUCCCAUUCGGACCUCCGAUCAACACCAUCGCCGCAUCCGGUCCUUCGAGAUCUCCCGUGCUACAUGUACAACCCAAGGAAGAAUCGCUCUCAUCUCAAAUCACUACCAAGACCAUAAAUGAUCAUGAGGUGGCUAGUCGUGCUUUGGUCGGGUUCCUGCAGCUGUCGACACACUUCAUCUCUGAUCGACUGGCCAUCACGCAAAGCAUGUGUACAGUAAGUGACAGCAACGGCGAUGCUCGACUUCGGCUAGCUUCGGCGGCUUGCUGCCUUUGCCUGCAUAAUGCCGAACCUGGACGACUUUCACCGACAGCUGAUCACGAACUACUCGCCAUUCUGCAUUCAUCGCCAGCUGAGGCAAAGCUCGACUUUGGCCAGGACGGCCGACUACUAUCGCCAGGCAAUGCCGGCGGCACCGACUUGAAGUCGACAGUCGACAAUGACCUGAUCGCUAGUCGAUGCCCUGUGAACGAGAAUCCAGGACCCAACACGAUCAGCUUCUUUACAAAAGAUCCUCCACUUCUAAGUGCUGUCCCAAUCUUCCCUUACCCGUCGCCCAUUGGAGGAUCUUCUACUAUGGCAUCAGACAUCAACUACCUUCCGUACUUCGAUUCACAUCUGCAGGCUCCAUGUUUCAUGCGGCCGACCAGGCGGUACACGAAAAACCAAAUUCAAAAUGGACAUGUCCUCCCUGGAACGACUUGCCAACGAUUCCAACGAUUCGAUUGCGAGGGUACAGACGACAAGAAACUUCAGAUCGGUCGUCUCAACCGCCUUAUCACUGUCGAGAAGGCGGCGCAGAACAAGCUCGGGCUUUCGAAAGCCAUCCUAGACUUGAUGCAGGUCAUGAGUUGCAGGUGUCACAUCGCUGGCUUCUCUGCCGACACAGCCUUGGCCUGGUCACUCUCACUCGCCGACAUGCUGUUGUCAUGGAAUGAAGUGCAGCCAUCCCUGCCACCAUCCUCGUUAGGCAAGCGUAAGCGGAUAGAACUGCCACGUAGCGAGCCGGAAGAGCCAUUGCCAAGGGUGAGCAAGAAGGGAAAGCAUACGGAGGAAGCGAACUCCAUUGAAACUUCCAUUGUCGAUGCUGACCUCCUAUCACUCAUGACCGCCACGGAAACACCGCCUCUUACCCAAUAUGGCCUGUCCGCUGUCCCGACACAGGCGUCUCUGGAUUUCACUUCGCUGGACGGAUCAUCUCAGCUGCCUCAGCACGACAGCUUGCUUGUCCGAUCAAGCACUCCACCGUCUGGGCUGGAAUGGCUCAGCUUUUGCGUUUGGUGUAUGGAACCCGAGUCUGAACACGCUGCCGACUGUUUUCUCGCCUUGCAGAGCACCAGUUCAGCAGGCGAAGGCUCCGCUGUCGGUCAAAGCAAAGAAGUCUCUGCACCCAGCACUAGCACAGCAGGCAAAGUCCAAGGCACCUCUGUCGGAUCUCACAAUAAAGAAGCUUUUGCAUACAGCACCAGCACAACAGGCGAAGGCUCCUCUGUCGGAUCUCACAGCACAGAAGCACUCGAGCUCCCCAUCAUCCCUAUCAACUGUAUUGAGUGUAUGCAGCCUGUUGACGCACAUGCGGCCGGCUGUACUUUCGACGUGUGUCUCUGGUGCAAGCAAAGCCUUCUCGAGCACGCGGCUGACUGUCGAUUCGAUGAAUUCUUGGCCUCGAUGGAACCCUUCCCAAAUGCAACAGAAUCCGAGCCCAAACUCCCCACUAACAACCUUUUCUUCACGCUGACGCGGACGACAACAACUUCUUCCAAGGCACAUAGCCGACAGAAGGCCAGAGCGACGAGCGUGCUGAGCCCACGCCGUCUCCCGACACCAUUCAGCCCGGUGCACAAGUUUGACUUGAAGAAGUGCUUGGGAGGGUGUGGGAAGUUACUCUCCAGAAUUUUAACAAUGAUGUCCUUGUGCUUAGGUUGGAUCUCACAAUGGCCGUCACUUAUAACGAUGGACGAUGGACGAUUGACGAUGGACGAUGGACAAUUGACGAUAGAUUAG